UUUGCCAAAUCAUAUCCUAGAAUAUAAACUAUCCUCUUAAUACAAUAGGAUCACACUUAAGCAUACAUCUAGUUUCAGUGGAACUUGAGCAUGUACAUAUUUAUACAUGUGCUCAAUUAGGGAUCUGAAGAAGGAUGCUUUCUUGAGUGGAAAAAUAGAGAAAUGGCUCUUACAAGGCUUAGAAAGGGAGGCAGAGUUGAAAAAUAAUGGUAUGCAGCUGAUGUAAAAAUGAAGUAGUAAUACUUCAUUUCAAUGGAUCCCACAAAAAUCCCAAAUGAACUGAGUUUCCACUUAUGUCAACUAUCUCUUAAGCAUAAUUGAACUCAAUUAUAUCACUGCUUUGCCCAUCUAUGCCUUCUGACAAGCAAGGUAAAGCAUUUUUAACCCUGGCAUGGAGAAACAUUGCGUGCAAUGAUGUCUCCCUACUUUCCCCUUGUAUGUCUCCCAAGAUAGCCUGUAGAGUAGAGUACUGUGCUUAUGGAUCUGGCAACACGUGCAUCACACAACUUGUUUUUAUGAAAUUAUUGUAACAUAGCCAAAACAUUUGUGCUGAAGUAUGGAUUUUCAGUGUCUUCAUCGGUGCAAAUAUAAAGCUUCAUUAAUGCAUGUUGACAUAGUCUUAUUAAAAUACGAAUUAUCAUUGCCUUUGGGACAGGGAGGAGGGAGGCAUGUCACAAUAACAUGUAGAAACUUUCCGGGGUUCUUUUUAAUGCAGAUUUUUACACAGAUAUGGCUAUGAAUAACUUGAACAGCCUUCUGAACUUGAUUCCGUGUUAAAAAUUAAGUCAUCUUCCUGUUUUUCUGUUUCGGUAAAGUAAAAUUAUUCAUACAAAGAAAUGUCAGUAGUGCCAGUCUUGUAAUUUGUUUUCGGUUUUAAUAACAUUAAUAUGAUGCUUGACUCACUGUUUGUCAUGUAUACAGAUAGCUCAUAUAGAGUGUGUGUGUGUAUUUGAAAUUCUGUAGGUCUCUUGAGACAGUAACAGCUUUUCUGUAGUUCUAGUCUGCAGACAUUUAUAUAUGCUACCCUCUCAAGAGAGAUAUAAUAUUUUAAAUUAUGCAAAUGUACACACAUGCAUAUUUAUACUUGCCAGAUAGGCCAAGGGUGUAAAUUGACAUCAUAGAUACAUGUGUGGAAAUUGCUUACACACUGGGCUGUAAGUUACUGUACAAACAAGUUCGUCCCUGUCACCUUUUGUUUGCCUGUUGCACAAGGAAGAGAAGCAAUUUCACACAGUAUGAUCAGUAAAGAGCAGCUCUGGACACAAUUCUAUGCAGAUGGCCAAAAAAAAAAGUGUCUAGCCGGUGACUGUAAAAUAGUAACUUGUAACAAACAGUAAUCCAAUCCUGCUGCAUAUUUGUUGCCGCCUCCUUUUCACUGCUUCACUCUGAACCUCUUUCGAUAGCAGCGUUGCAUCUUUACGCUCAGUUUUGUCACACCUUGUUUUCAUUUAUGAUCAUGUCUGUGUGAGUACAGAAAAGGCAGCCUCAUUGGAACACAGAUAAUUUUUUUUAAAAGGUGUUUCAAAGAUCCUAGAUGUUUUAUUUUGGUGCUCACACACUAGCAAUUUUAACCAAAGCACUGAUAAAGAGCAAAAAGAAGCAUGAAAUAAUGCUAUGACAAAUGCUAACUCCUGGGAAACAACAAAAAAUAUUCAGUGAUCAGCACAUGACUAUUUGUAUUGAAAAGUAAGGUUAAUAUCACCCCAUUACUUCUGGCCCAGAGCUCUCUUGAUCAUGUUUGAAGAGUCACGUUUGUCUUGGAACGCUUGGAGAAUUGACAAGGAACAGCUUCAAACGACAUUUGCUUUGAUGUUUGCAUAUGCAUAAAAUUGAAAUUCAAGUGUGUAUGCGUGUGUUAUACUAAAGCACAUAGCUAAUGGAUUACGUUCAUGAUUUCUUGUUAAAAUGUUAGCAAUAUCUUUGAUGGACAAGAUGCAACACAGCCUUUACUGUGCAGAAUUUAGGGUCUAAACAGACAGAAGUGCAGAAGGUAGGGUAAAUCAGAAAAUUCCAGAGGAGGAGAUUAAUACUAUUUGGCAGCAGCUUUUAGUAGAAAUCGAUCAGAAUGGGUUGCUGGGGUUCGUGUGGGUUUCUGUUGGUUUUGUGUGUGUGGUUUUGGUGGAUUUUUUGUUGUGUUUGGUUUUGGUGUUUGUUUCUUUGGUUUUUUACAGUAGGAAAGAUGGAAGAUGUGGCCCUUUGGGGAAGAAAUAUGAAUUAGCAGUGGGAUUUCUGGACUAGCAUGUAGAUGAGAAUGAAUGUCUAUCCUGGCAGUAUGCCUGUUAAAAUACCUGAUUUUUCACCAACAGUACUUAUUGCAAUGUUUAGAUCAAUUUUUCUAGACAAUACACUGAAGGAGUGUGGAGCGUUCAGAUAAUAGGCAAAGUCUGAAAGACUUGUAGAAAAAAAAUCGAACUGAACUCAUGUGUUCCAAGAUCAUAUUGUUAUGAGAGAAGAAACAAAUCUUGGGAAAGCAGUUUCAUCGGCAUUCAUAGCAGUAAGCAGCAGCACAGUUCCUGCGAGACCUGCUCCAGAAAUGACGUCAUUUGUCCACCGUGACACAGUAGGCCACUCAGACUGGCACACAAAUACUGAGCAGCUGCCCCACACAAAUCCAGUUUCGUAUCUCUAGCAAAAGAAAGACUCUAGUCAGAGAUAUGAAUGGUUAUUCACCCAUCUGCAGAAAGAAAUGCAGUGUGCCAGGCAGCAAACAGCGAGCAUCACACAUCCACUGAUGAAGAAAGUUAUAAUGGUAAAACCAUGGAGAAUUGUUUUGAUAGGAAAUGGGCAAAGAUUGGGGGUCUGUUUCAUUAAACCCGCUGGUUCCGGUGAGGACAAUGACAAAGUUCACUUCCCAUCUGCAGCUCCGGAUGUCUGUGAAACUUUUGGGUUUUUUCCCUGAUUUUUCUUUCCUAUAAGCAAAGAAUAGCACUGCCACUGAUGCACCAGAGAUGGUCCUUGCUCUGCUUGAGGUCUGAGAGGAAGGGAACUGAAGCGGUGUGAUUGUUCUCUGCCUCUCCGCAGUGCCAUCUGCCCUGGAAAGACUCAGGUUAAAAGUUGUGGCCAUUGCAUUCCAGCGUCUGAAUUUUAGGCUCUAGGAUAUGACAGGCAAGAUAUGCACAGGUCAUCUGAGUUCUGGCAUUUCUCUUAGUUACAUUUUGAACCAAAAAGGGCCGUUGUUAAGAAACAGAAGAGUACAGAGACAUAUUUGAUCCUCUGCCUAGACUGAGCGAAUUAGCUAAAUGGUGAAUAUCUUGCAUUGUGCAACCAUUAUUGUUCAUCAUUGUGACAGGCCGGAAAGAGCAAACAUAAUAAUUAAUACAAGGCUUUGUGAUAAUGGCAUUGUGUCCCAGCUUUAAAUUGUUUAAACUGAGCUUCUCUUUUAUUGAGCAACUCCCUGAUAAUUCUGUUAAAUCUGCAGUUUUGAAUCAGCACUUAAAAUAGAGACAUGUUGUAUCCUCUGGCUGAAGUGGGCUUAGAGGCGGAUAGGGUCUGUGUUUGUAUGUGUGUUACUCUUUCUCCAUCUAUAUCGCUUUAGAGUACUGAUUGUAGAGCAGAGCUAUGCCUGAUUAUUCUUCCUGAAAUGUCAGGUAAAAUUAUCUAGCUAAAUAUUAUUUUACACAUAUGCUACUUAUAGAAAAAAACAUUAGCAAUGUAAUGUUCGGAUAAAUAUAUUGAGUUACUUUUCCUCUGCAUUUUCAGAAAUGCAGGGUUUUGAUCCAGUUGAGCAACAGCCACUAGCAACCUGAUGUGCUUCCUUUUAUGAGGAGAUAGUAGUGCUCAUUUUCAAUAUGAAAAUUGCAAUUUCAGCUUUUAUCCUGAUUUAUCAUGUUUCUCUGGAUUUUCCCCAAUAUAGAGUAAUGUAUUUAGAAGCAUGGAAGAGCAGUGUGUGAGGCAACACACUUCCUCCUCUGUAGCUCUUCCUGGAAAAUGCACUGUAUGUUAGAUCUGCUUUUGAAAACCACAGUCAUCAAAAAAGUAAUAUAUUACAAAGAAAAUUAUCUGAAAAUGUGACUAUUCAUGUAAAAAUAUAUACAUAUCAAGUUUACCUGCAUUUGAUAAUACAGUUCAUGUGUGAUUCAAACAAAAGUAAUCAGUCUUGUUUGUGUUUCUUUUAACAUUGAUUUGCAGCACUGUGAAUGUGUAAUGAACAGAAGCCCAUAGAUGAAGAUAGGCAUACAGAAUUUGUGUUAGGUGCCUUUACUAAAACUGAGGGCAUGCCCUUAAUGGACAGCCUCACAUUAGAGGUAGAGAGGAGAUUGCCACCUUCAGGGAUGAAUAGACCACAAGACAUGACGCACAUGGCAACUCCAUAUAGGUAAGGGGUGAAAUGUCAUCUGCUAAACACGCUCAGAGAUAAUUUAGUAAAUCUUAUAGCAGUAACAAGCAUUUCCUGACCUUCCACCGCUGCCUAUGCCUUAAUUCCUUCUUACUUCAUUCUUGUAAUGUGUAACAUAUAACCUAUAACCUACCCUUUCCUAGGUGACUUGAUGCUUCCGUUGCUUCCCUUCACCUUAUUUUAACCCCUUGUAGCUUUUUUGGCUGUUUUCCUAAACCAUAUAAUUCUGCAUCUUUGAAACUCCCCAUAAAUUGACCUUGUUUGUCAUCUCAAAAUUGUUUUUCUUGCAUUCAAACCUUCUUCCCCUGUACAAGUUUUCUGCUGUGUUCCCUAACAUGCCAUUAGAAACCAUUUUUCCUAAAUUUUCUUCGCUUGCACUUACCUCCCUUUGUCCACUCUAUACAUAAAACUCUUUCAGAUUCAUCACACCACUGCCCUUUCUUUUCUCUGAUUCAAAGCUCUCUUCUGUCAGGAUCUCAAGACUCUGACAUAGCAGCCUUGUAAAUUGUAUUGUGUGCUCAGUUACAUUCAUGCAACAUCAGUAACUCAAUGGAAUUGAGCUCAGUGGCUUUGCACAGGUACAAGCAAGAGUAAGGUUUACAGCGGAGUGUUUAGAAAAGAGAAUAGGCAUUUACUUUGAAGGUCUUUUUUAGUUCCAUUUAGAUCUAGUGCUUAGUGAUGGUGUCACUGCAAGAUGUCUUACAGAUAAUUGGAAUUCAUAGUCCUUAGUUUCCUUUUCUGAGUAGCCAAGUUAAAAUCUUACCAAGUGAAAUGGUUGAGGAUUGCUAUUGGUGGUGAGUGGGAUGCAAAGUUCUUCCAGAACCACUGGUGUGAUAAGCCAGUGGUUCUACCUGGUAUAUUAACAGCAUAUGAGACACAUCUGAGGCGGUAAUGUCUCAUUUGGAUGUGAUACCAAGUCUGUGUGAGCGUAUCAAAUACUACAUUCACACAAUGUUUGAUCCCUAAGUCCUUCAGACUUGAUAUCCUGCCAGUGGGGCUGCCACGAUUUGUGUAUUCAUAAACACUGUCCUUGAGAUCUUGUCUGCUCCUUUCUGCACAACCCAGGGUAUUAAAAGAAGUUUAUCUUUUUGGGUAGGAAGCAGUAUCCUGCAGUUUUUAUGAACUACUAGAUGCUAUUAUAGAGCUUUACUGAUGGUGUGCCCUGCUUGGAUUUAGAUAUUAUGAAGCACAGUUGUUUCCAAGAUUUAAUAAUGUGGUAAUUAAAAUAUUUUUUUUUCAGUAAUAGAGCAUUACCAAAUUAACAGUUAUUUGUGUUAGUCUCCCAGGCAAUUCAAUCUGACUUUUGCUCUAGCAGGGAUUACAGACUUAGGAACUGAAUAAAUGAGGCAAUGACAAAUUUUAGAAGCAUCAAAAAAAAGUUUUUAUUCUAUGAAGCAAACUAAGAAAAGUUUGUGCUAGUGCAUCAUUCUAUCAGCUCUCUCCCUGUUACCCUAAUAAACAGGAAUUUUGCCUGAUAAAAGCCUUAGUUUGUCCUAAGAAAAUAUUUGCAUCCAAGAUUUAAUUUCUGCUGUCAUUUUCCAAGUUAAUCUCAGAAUAUUGGGUGAAUGAAUCCCUCAAAUUAAGAUUUUCUUGACACAUCUUUAGAACUACAGGUUGCCAUAAGGAAAGCAACAGGAAGACGACUUUUUGUUCCCAACAAAGGUGUUUUUUAAGACACAAGUGGUGUGAUUUGUUCACUUUAUAUUUGCAAAUGUCGUGUCUCAUUUUGCUGAAUCACUAUUGAUUUACACAAGAGGAUCUAGUUUACAGUAUCUUUGUCUAAUGAAUUAUCAAUAUGCCCUAUUGCCAUGUUGCUAAUCAAAAGGCUCAUAACUACUCUGGCCUUGUACUCAAAGUCAUAAGAAUACUUUUAUUGCUGUACUGUACUAUAAAUUGCAUCACUGAAAAUACCAUACAGAGCUUUUUAUUUUAUAAAGUGGGAUUGUUGAAAGCUAGAGGUUUGGGUACAGACAGUGUGAUAUUCUAACACCAUUGCAGUAGAAGGGCAAAACAAGGCAAAACUGCCAUUAGGAAUCACUGAAGUAAGUCAGAAAUUGUGGUCUGAAUCAUAAGGUCAAAAGAAUUUCACCAUGUGGUAGGCAUGUUCUGACACUUAUUUCCUAGAUCUCUCAUUCAAUCCAGUGGGACUAUGUAGGUAGCUUUCAUUUAUCUGAAUACAUGCACUACGUUAGAAAGCAGAUUUGUCCUCAGGAAUCAAUCUUAGAUGUAUAUUUAGAAUGUUUUGUUUGUUUAAAACCAUAAUUGUUAGCAUUUUCAAUUAUUCUGUGAUCUGGAAACUUCUGUUUGAGUUCCACACUUACAGUUUGGUCAUUGGACUUGAUCUUGUGUGUAAAGUUCUGGUUGUUGCUGUGUGAUGUGUAAUUUGCUUUUUUGCAGCCCUCAUUUGGUCUGGUGAAUCCACUUAAAAUUCACUGAGCAGCUGCUUUUCACUCAGUCCACUUUUGUCUUAUGAUCCGUCCAUACAGCAGUGUUCUGUGAAGGCCCUUCAGAAACACUGGAGUGUCUUGGGGUGGAGGGAAACCAUGGAAGUAAAAGUUUCUCAAGUCUUCUACUGCAAUUGUUGCUUCAAACACACAAGAUAUUAAUGGGCAUGACAGAACUUUAGAAGGCAUCUGUAUGGAGGAACACAGCCAGACGUGAUGUGGAUAGCAACAUCUGCAUAAAGUUUUGCGUAAGUGGAGCACAAGAUGGAAAAAUCUAGAGCGAUGGUCAUUUCCUGCUGAGUCAGAAGGCAGCAAAGCUGCUGGAAUGGGAGACAGUGGUUCACAGGAGAUGGUCGCUUUCUGGUCUGUGCUGGAGAAGACACUGCAGUUUGUUUGGAAAAGCAGAAGUGAUCAAAGAGCUUCUAUGACAUUUGUGAAGGAAAGUAUUUCGAUAUGUUUUAAAAACUCUUCUUUCAAAGCACAGUUUAUCUCUUUAGCUGCUUUGCUGUUGGUUUGGUUUUGGUUUGUUUGGUUGGGGUUUUUUUGAGUGAAUUGCUAACAUUUGAGAAUAUGUGGUUGCUAGCAGAGGUAGCACUUUGGAGUGUUUAGUGCAUAAUAUUGAAAGAGGCUUAACAGAUAUGUAAAGAUAACUCUGGAUUAUUUUACAGAAAUAAUUUUAGUAAAUGGGGUUUACCCAAUAUAUUUUUCUAAACAGAAAUCCUAACACAUGGGUAUUUCCAUCCAAACCAGAGAAGUUGGACUGUUUCCUAUCUUUCAGAGAAAACAGACUGAAAAGUCUCCCAGUUGUAUUCCUGCCUCACUAAUUUUAUUUCCCUUUUUUCCACCAGUUUUUGCCUGUGUGGAGAAUAGGCAUUUCUUGUGUUUCCUGCAAGUGAACAUUUGUGAGGAGUUCUUUUUCUUGGAAAAAAUUCCAAGUCAUCUUUUUCAGAUGGGUGCCUGGCUCAGAGUAAAGGACACACAGUGCACGAUCCCUAGCAGAAGCUGAAAAUGGAUGAUGGUUACUGAUGCUUUUCGACCACAUCAUCUCCUCUUUUCCUGUUUUAGAUGAGUGAUACGGUAACCAGGAAAUAGUUCUAAAAUAAGCCUGAGUGACCUCUUAGUCCGCUGCCUCCUCUUUCCACAAGUCUGAAACAUACCAGAAGAAAUGACCAGUCAACUGCCAGAGGAGUCUGUGGAGACCCAAAGCUCAGAUGAGCUUGAGUGCAAGAUCUGUUACAACCGCUAUAACCUGCGACAGAGAAAACCAAAAGUGCUGGAGUGUUGUCACAGAGUAUGUGCCAAAUGCCUUUGCAAAAUCAUAGACUUUGGUGAUUCCCCACAAGGAGUCAUCGUAUGCCCAUUUUGCAGGUUCGAAACAUGCCUGCCAGACGAUGAGGUUAGUAGUCUUCCUGAUGACAACAACAUCCUUCUGAAUUUAGCUUGUGGGGGAAAGGGAAAGAAGUGCCUACCAGACAACCCAACAGAACUGCUGCUGACUCCCAAAAGGUUGGCGUCUCUGGUCAGCCCUUCUCACACGUCUUCUAAUUGCCUGGUUAUAACAAUCAUGGAAGUACAAAGAGAAAGUCCCCAGACUCUGAACUCAACCCCUGUGGUGGAAUUUUACAGGCCUACAAGUUUUGACUCUGUUGCAACUGUGUCCCACAACUGGACAGUGUGGAACUGCACAUCUUUGCUCUUCCAGACCUCAAUUCGGGUGCUAGUGUGGUUGCUAGGGCUGCUGUACUUCAGUUCCUUGCCUUUAGGGAUUUAUUUACUAGUAUCUAAGAAAGUCACCCUUGGGGUUGUCUUUGUAAGCCUUGUUCCUUCGAGCCUUGUUAUUCUCAUGGUUUAUGGCUUUUGCCAGUGUGUUUGCCAUGAAGUUCUAGACUGCAUGUCAUCUUGAUAACAAAUACAGUAAAAUAAGAUGUAUUGCCACAUGUGUAGCAUAGUUGAUUUGUCCUGUCUUUGUAUUCUUAUUUAUUAUUAUUGCUGUCCAUUCCACUAAAUGGAAGCAGUGGCCCUAGAUAUAUGGCCCUUUUAUUUUUAUUUGGCUUCAUUUUUUUUCCUCCUUUUCUAAGCUAAAUAACAGAAAUAAAAUUUAUGUGCUGAUUUUUAAAGGCCGGGUUGCAGAAAGAGGUAAAGCAAAAUUGCCAAACUUGGUGCCAGCUGCUGCCAUUAUUCAUAUGAGUAGCCCUUUGCUUUCUAUUGGCUUGAUCAUGUGAGUCAAGGCUGCAGACCCACCCGAGAAUAAAUGAGUAUAACAGGCACGUGUUAGGUCAAAGUAUAGCAUCUCUUCAUCCACAGCAUCUCAUGUUUUGGAAUAUCUGUUUUUUAUCAUUUAUAGCAAAUGAAAUCACCUUGCUGGUUAAUAUUGCAAGAAUACAAGCUACCAUUGCUUUUUCCAGUUCUUGUUAUAGCAAAAAUAUUUGCGGGAGGUCAGUGGGCACAGCUUUUUUGCAUUCUGUGACAUGGGGGAUCAUUUUUUUUCCCCAUGCUAAAAACAUGUCUCCAAAACACUUUCCCUAAGCAGAAGCCCACUUGUAAUAUAGUUGCAACUCCCUCUGAGAUAUUCCUGCUAAUGAAUACUCCCAGGGACCCAGCCACACUUUUGCUCUUCUGUAGAUGCACAUAUUCCAGUGUGCAUGCACCUGGGGCUUCCCUUCAAGGGUUCAGAGCUCUGCAGACUUCCUUAGCUAUGUUCUUUUAUGCUUGCACUCCCUCCCAGCAUCUCCACCACCACACCAUGUUUCCAACCCAUUGGUCCUCCUAUCAAAUUUCCUCACCAACUUUAUGCACAUCUACUCUAUGGUGGCUACACUGCAGAAUUUGGCUUAUGUGACUUUAGCUAUCAAGAUGGAUUUUUAUUCCCGACUAUUAGGAAUCAGACCUUCAAUGACUAAUACAAAUUUCAGAAAAAUCCCAAAAUGGUUGACUGUUGGGUUUGGUUUUUUGUUGUUGGUUUGUUUUCUGAGUUCACAGAAUGAGUUCUGUUCGGAGGUACUAGGACUUUGAGGUUUCUGUUUAAUGCCUAGUCCUUCAAAAUGUUUAAUAUCUUGAAUUCUCUCUGUCACCAUUGUGAGUUGAUGGCACUCUAGAUGUGGCAAUUGUGUCUUGAUUAGUUGAGUUCGGAGGAAUUACUGAUGAUUUACCUUUCUACAAAUAGAAUCAGGCCCUGUAAGGCUUGCUUGUAUGUUGCAUGGUUUAGGCUACUUUUUGACCUGGAAGAGCACAAAAAUAAGAAAUAUUUAAUGUUUCUGUGUGUGACUAGGUCUAGUUAAUGCCACAGCUGCAAAUUCGUUUUCCUGCGCACAGCAGAGUAAAAACUGAGAAGGAGCAGUUGAGCAGUGCAGCUGUAGUUUUUGGAUCAGGCACAAGAUUUAGUAAUUUAAAGGCAGUGUAAGAGGGAGAGGGGUUCGUUGCAUGAAGACUGAAUGUGUGGCCUAACAAUAAAUUCUCAGAGCAAACUGACUCUGACAAGAAUGAAAAAUGCCAAUGGGAAAAGCAGAGUGUUGUGGUUGUGACUGUCAACAGGAUUUGAAGUCAAGUUGUCCAGUUUUUGUAGAUGGCAUGGAUGGUAACUACAGUUUCUUUCCUAUUGCAAAUAUAGGGAAAAAUGUGGAAAUGUAAAGGUUCUGCUUUUCUUGACACUCGUUUUAUAAUCAUGCCUAUAUAUGUGUGUGUAUGUACAUAUAGACACAUAUUUAAGAAGAAAACUUAGAGCUAAAUUAUAGUUUUCAAGUGUAUGGAGUUAUGGAGCUAUGGACUGAAUGAUAAAGGCAAUGUUUCAGACUUUCCUGUAAUGACUUGACAACAAUUAUAACUAAAAUAUUUUCAGAAUUCCUGGAAAUCACUAUUCCUAAGUAAUUGUUUCUACUCUUUGAGGUAAAGCACAUAUAGUUAGAAGAGGUAUCAUCUCCAGUUCUGGUAUAUUGCAAGACUUGACUCAUCUAUGAACUCAUAUUUUUCAAGUAUCCAACAACAGUCAUGUGAAAAAGCAAAAGAAAUAGAAACCUAUGUGAUUUUAUAGUGCUUCAUAACUUUGUGAAAAGAUUUAUUUGUAGUGUUAGGGAUUUAUAUGUUUUAGGAUUUGUUGAAUUUGUCUGAAUAUAAUGUCUCUAAUAAAGGGCUGCCUAAUAGAGGAAGUAGGUUUUGCAAAUGUGUGACAUAUAUGUGUUACCUCUGUACAACAUGUCUACAGUGCUACCUGUUGUCUUUUCCGUUUGAUUUUUAGUUGAUUUUAGCUGAUUUUAUUUUAGCUCCAGCACCAGCUAUUUUGUACUCUGUUUUAAAACAGAGCCUAAUCUCAGCAGGAUUACAGUGGUAUGAGUUACACAUCACAGCACAAAUAAAUACACCAGUUAUUAUACUUGACUACUUUUAAGACUGCCACCCCGUUAAAUUUAUGCUGUUAUUUUAGACUGUGCUGCAAUACUUACCCACUCAAAAGUGAGAACAUGCAGAAACAUAUUGAUUGUAUAGCUAUUCUGCUGCUCAGCCAGAGCAUAUUAUUACAGCUUUGGUCUCAUAAAAUUUCUGUAUGACUUACAGUAUGGCCAGUGAGAAUUGCCAGGAGGUCUAAAUCUCAAUUAUUUGUGGAGAAGCUAUUUGCCGUGUGACUGAGGCUACAAGAACUUCAGAUAUUACUCUUUCAUUAUUUUUAUUCUCCACCAGCCUUAAGACUUAGAACUGAAAAUUCUCAUGUCCUGUGCAGUGGAAUAACCGCUGAAGUCAGUGCAAAUGGGGCCAGAAUCAAGCCCUGCAUACCUACCUGUCUGCAUUUCCUUCCCUUUCUGUGACUUUUUUCUCUUCUUGGAAAGUAGUGUGGUUGUAAAAUACUGCCUGCAGGCCAAGAUAAUUCCCUUUCAGAGGGAUUUUAUUCCUGCUUUGCCCGCACAUGUAACUCAACCGGGUACAAACUGUUACAGAUUCAUUACUAUAGGAUUAAUGUAGUCCAAGAUUUUUGUGGGUUUUUUUGUUUUGGUUUGGUUUGGUUUUUUACUUCCUGCUUAUCCUAUGGACAAGGAGUGUAUUCUUACUGGCUGCUUAUUCAUAGUGUGAUACAGAGGCAUCCCCGGAGGGCUGGGGCAGGGUGACGCAGUAGAAGUUGCUGGGAAUAACAUAGGAAAAAUGUGCCUAGCUGGACCGUCCUCCGAGCAGGACCCCGUGAGGGACUAAGCUAUCCUGCAAGUGUGACCUGAGUCCAGAGCCGAAAGGUCAAUUAGCAGAGAGUGUGUUAUGUUGGAAAGUAGGGCCUGUGGGUUCAUAAACAGGGAACAGAGUCUGGGCAUGGGCUGUGCUGAGAAGCUGUGCAAAGCAGAGAGGGGUCUAUGCCUGGGUCGAAGGGGCUGUGUUUUAAGUAGGGAGUUUGGGGUAGGGCUGCAAAACAGAGUUUAAUGUUUUUCAUACUGACCCUUCUGAGCUUUAAAAUUAAUUUGGUAAUUAAAAGUAAUUUGCUACUGCUACUACAGUUGAGUAUUUUUACUUUCCAAAUGGCAAGGUAUUGAACUUCAAAGAGAUCCUUAGAUUCAGGAAUACUCCCUCUAUUAUGUUACUUGUUUAAAGCUACAAUCUUUCAAACAGGAUUGAUCAAAAUAAGGGCUGAUGUCUUUGGUUUAGCUGCAUUGUGAGAUUUGCCCUACUAUAUUAAUUACAUGCCUGCAAAACUGUAUAUGCUAAUAUAAAACACAAUAGCUGAAGUCUUGUCCUGAUAACACUACUGGGAAACUUCAGGGUUGCCAGCAUUUUACGACAUGUCAAAUAAUAGAAGCUCUUCCCAAUGGACUUUAUUCCCUGAAGAUACAGAUGAGUCCAACAGCACACAGCUAAAUAGAGCAGUACAGGAAAACACAGUUUUCCAGGUACAUGGCUACACAUCACUUCAACCAGAGGAAGAAGAAGUGAGGAGGUUCACAGGAAGGUGGAUGAUGUUGUGUUUGAGGGAGUUCCUUGUUCUUAGGGUACAUAACCAUUGUUUUUCCUAAUUCUAAGCAUUUCUGGGGUUAGAUUCAACUCUUUUUUUCGCCAUUACUUUUCUGCCCCCUCUGCUGGGACAAGUCUAUAUGGAAUUGGGUAAAGAGUAUUUUGAAAUUAAACAAGUAUGUGGGUAAAGAGUAUUUUGAAAUUAAACAACUUGUUCUAUUAUACUAAAUUUGCAGCUCAGACAAGCAAAGCAAGAUUAAUACUGAAAAGAUGGCAAAUUGCAGCCAGGAUGUGAGAGUGAAUGAGGUGGAGAGUGGACAUGGCAGCAGGUUGUUGUAACUUUUGAUGUCAAAGCAAGGAAAACACAUGGCUACCUCCUGCCUUGUCUUGGCUGGUUCAAAACUAGUAAGAAGCUGUCCCUCUCGCCUAUGGACCGCUAUGACUUGCCACACUCCCCGGUGUUACCUCAGUGACAGUUCACUUCAGCCGUGCCUUUUGAUUUCUUGGGCAGCAGUUGUACAUCAUGGUUUCCUCUUCCUGUGUGGAUGAUGGGUGUGGUGAAAGGUCCACAGUGUUCUGCUCUUAAACAGGCUCCUUUUAACUAUCGCAAGGCUUCUCAGUUUGGGUGGGUUUUUUCCCCUCUGGAUUUCUUCACAUUUCUACAAAAACAAGACAGUGUGAUUUCUUUUAAAUGGAGCAGUGCCUUCAAGGAGGAAAAAAAAAAAAAAAAGGUGAGAAUUUCAAAAUAAUUCUAAGAUCUUCAAAGGGAUGGAAAGAGACUGUUCUGAGAGUCUACUUUUACUUUCAUAGUAGCAGAUUAGAUGUUAUCCUUUUAGUGACAUCAGUAAAUAUUUAGUGCUGGAGGUUUCUCAGGGAGUUUAUAAGUCUGCCAGGCCUUAGGCACAAAUCCCAUACUCCCAUUGCUCUUCCGUAAAGCACCAUUCUGUCUUUUUCUUCAGCUCCCCUUGUCAAAAGGUGAACCGUUACAAAGAGUUCUGGCACAGAGAAUAAAUCUCCAGUCUGAGGAUGGCAAAUCAUCUUUUUAGAGAUGUGUGUGGCGGUAGCAAAGCUUUCAGUGCUAGACCUUAAACAAAGAGAAGUCAUCUUGCAGUCUGAAUUGCUAGCGUGAAUUUCAUUUUAAAUCAGGUUUCAUUGUAUUGGGCAACACUAUAACUAAAAAUCCUUUUAUUGUAUUUCUGCCUCUUUCUUGUGUCACACAAAUGUAGUUUGCAUUUUAAAAAUGUAAUAAAUCAUAGAAAGCAGAGAUGGGUAGAAAAAAAAAAAGCCUAAUAAGUUGUUUUAUCCAUUUCCUCUGCCCCUGUAGAGAUGAAUGCUUUGUCUAGCCUGGUUUUAAAUAUCUCAAGAGAUGAGACCCUGACCUCUUCCCAUGAGGGACUUUUCAGUCAUUUAAUAGGCAUCUUUGUUAGGAAAUGUUUUCUUCAUACUCAUCCCUUUUUUUUUUUUUCUUUUGCACCAUGUAAUCCUUUUAUUCUGUGCCCACUGUUUUAACUUUUAUGAAAUCUGGGAAAUGUAUCAUUUAUCCAUUUCAUACUUUAGCUGAAUAAUUCAUAAUCCUUGUUGUUCAAGUAAUGCAAGAGAUAAGCAACCAGUUGCUGAACAGCUAAUACUUCACUGAGAUGGUAUGUCGUGUACCAGUAGACAUAUUUCCUGGCGAGUCCUGGCUGUCAUGUCUUUUCUACAUUAGGGAGUGAAAAGCGUCAAGUGAAACUGAAGAAAUACAUCUUCCCAAGCGCGUAUGUGGCAAUACUACUGAAAUUUCACGAGGUGCUGAGGCAAACAGCCUACGUCUUUAGAUAGAGCCUUUCUUUCUAAAAGUGGAUGAUUUUAAUAAAAGUAUGCUUUUAAAAAGUGAUUAAACAUCCUCUUCAGAGGCAAACCUCUUUGCUUGUUGGGAGACAAGGCUGGAUUGAUUGCCGCUCGCUGCAGUGCUGUUUUUGCUGACAGCUUAUCUCAGAAGAAAAAAAUGAAUCGAGUGUUAAGGAGAAGAGUUUGAAAAAAUGCUUUUGCAACUGUGUCAUUGGAAUCAGAUCUGCGUAUGAAAAAGUGAUUCAUAUCUUGACAACAGAAACAGUGCAUUGCCAAUUUAAUUACAACAUAUUAGAUAAUCUUUUAUCUAUCUCAAAUGACAAGAAGGAGCAGUGUGACUAAGGAAACCCUGGGUGGACAGAUGGAGUUCAUAUCAUUUCACAUUUAAAAGAUGCUUAGUUAAAAAAGUGGUACUGUGCUUUUUAAGAGAAUGCUGAGCCUGGGUCAGGUGGCUGGUCUCCUGGUUCAAGAAGGGUCUCUUUAACAGUGAGUAGUGGUGGAUGCAUGUAAAAAUACAUAUGAACAGCCCACGCAAACCUCCUCAUUUACAGCAAUCAGCAGUUUGGAGAUCUCUUGAGAUGGGGGUUUGAUUCUUGUUCGUGGAUUUCUGUGAAUUGCUUUAAAUGUUGUUUUGAACCCAUUUAUAGUCUUAACAUCCAUAAAGUACCACAGCAGCAAGUUCCAUAAUUGAAUUACAUCCUUUGUAGAAAAGAUUUGCUUUGUCUUGAAAACUCCUAAGAUAUUAGCUACAUGUCCCUUACUAUUUCUGAUAGGAAAAACAGUUCUGACGUGUGAUUGCAAAUUGUUUCCUCCGCACCUCUCAGAACUUCAUCUUUCUCUACCAAUUUAAUGUUAUUUUUUUCUCUCUGUACUUCUCUCUGGCUGUCUUUUUUCCAAGCUGUAGUUCCUUGUCAAUUUGACCUCUUCUUAGCAGCCUUUCCGUGCUUGACACCAUCCAUUGCACAUGCCUAAACUUUUUCUACUGCUACUUCUUUUUGGCUUUGAGGUGGGACAAAGCACUCAGAAAUAGGUUCUAAUUAGUGUCAUUUGUUAAUAUGUUGCGUGACCAUGUAAGACAUCUGUACUCACAUAGCCAUUGAAAUCACUUUGUCUUUGAUAUAAUUCCUGACAGGGCAUCUGAGGUGUUACACCUGACUGUUGUUAGUUUGUAUAUCAUGCAUUAUACGGAGGGCAAAAUCAUGUGCGUUGAUAAACUUGCUAGUGUUUAUCCCAUGCAUUCUAGUCUGUCUGUUUAAAAAGCCCAGUUCACAUGGAUACAGGAAACAGUAGAUUCCAGGAGAAUAUUUAGUUUAGUCUUGCUGUAGACUGUAUAAUAACUGUUUAAGAGCUCUAUUAAACACAUGGCCUGACAUCGCUGGACUGAGCAGCUACUCCUCAGCUACUCUUACAGCAAAAUGCCUUCUCUCCCUGCCACAGUGCUGCACCUACCUCACCCACUUGCUGCAGCCAUCCCAAACUACAGCCUAGAGCUUUUCAUUGUAAGAAUACUUUUUUUAAAGAAAAAAAAAUCUUUUAUUUAAUCUUUUAUUUCCUCAAGGCUUGUGGCCUUUUUCAUGUUCUCCUUUGUUCACUCCAAGAAGGGGAGGUGCUGGCAGAUAAAAAUAAUAAUAAUAAUCAUGCUGUUUAGAGGGUAAGUCCUUUACAUUUAGUUCUUCAUGUUGCCAGUUAAGGCAAAAUUUAGGGUCUCUGACUUAAGCUCCCAGGGGUAUAAUCAAGGGGCUCAGCACCUUGCUGUCCUGGGCUCUGGGGAAGGCUCCUCACAGCCUCUGGAGGAUUUUUUUCAUACUGAUGCUCUUUACAUCAAUGUUCCAUCUUUUUUCUUACUUUUAUUUGGAAGAACAAAGUGACUGUAAAAAACCACUAUUAUUCUAUUAAGACCAGAUAGGGCUUAUUUUCUCUCAGCAAAUAAUAAAAUUCUGAGGACAAAACUCAGGAAUUUUGUGGCGCUUCCAGAGUCAGCUGCAAAUCUCUGACUUUUUUGUUGGUUUUGGUAAUGAAACAUGCUAAAUAAAACCAUGUCAGUGAGGCUGUAUAUACCAUGCAGGUAGUUAAUGAAACUUCCCAAGUAAGUUCUGAAAGGGACAGGAGGGAAGAGGUUUAAUCACACAAUAGGAUGUGAGUGAAGAGGAUAAACAACUGGAUGUAACUUGACAAGAGAUUCUAGACAUAAUGCACAAAGACAGGUAGAAUGUGAAAAAUAUGUGUGCAAGCUCCAGUGAAUUAUGGACACAUUGCAUGGUGUAAUUCUUGAUCCAAUGAACUAAAAAAAACUAGAGAUUUAAGCAUAAAUUGCUUUUAUAUGGUUUGUCUCUGAAAAUCCACAGGGUUUGAACUCCAGAUCAGCUUGAGGCUUGCCAAAUGUGAUGUGAGUUUUAUGAGAGGAAUUUGACUGCUGUAACUCUGCCUUCUAUAAUUGUCUUUUUUAGUUUUUUUUUUAGUUUUAUAAAGACAAGUCAUAGGGUGGGGACUUCUAUUUGUUUUUUUUUUAUUUCAGGAGUGGAAUGAUUAAAUACAAUGUCAUCAUGAAGAUACGGAAACUAUAACAUGGUAGCAAAUGGCAAAAGCAUAACUAUUCCUACCCGAAAUAAGGAAGUACUGAUGUAAAAGCAAUUGUUUCACUCAAUAAAAUUUAAUUUUUCAGUAAA
Columba livia (rock pigeon) is the source of this 17192-nucleotide messenger RNA. It is a transcript of the gene RNF182, whose product is annotated as ring finger protein 182. The transcript has 3 exons. Gene Ontology annotation, biological process: protein ubiquitination. The record is from RefSeq and is a predicted model, not a curated record. Gene Ontology annotation, molecular function: ubiquitin-protein transferase activity. The coding region runs from base 7946 to 8683 and encodes 245 amino acids. Lineage: Eukaryota; Metazoa; Chordata; Aves; Columbiformes; Columbidae. Gene Ontology annotation, cellular component: cytoplasm.